Messenger RNA from Haemorhous mexicanus (house finch), 5259 nucleotides. RefSeq names its product AT-rich interaction domain 3B (gene ARID3B). The transcript is spliced from 9 exons. Gene Ontology annotation, molecular function: DNA binding. Gene Ontology annotation, biological process: regulation of transcription by RNA polymerase II. NCBI's taxonomy places the organism in Eukaryota, Metazoa, Chordata, Aves, Passeriformes, Fringillidae. Gene Ontology annotation, cellular component: nucleus. The record is from RefSeq and is a predicted model, not a curated record. The coding region runs from base 250 to 1884 and encodes 544 amino acids.
GGGCAGUUCCGGCGCUUCCGGCUGGGCGAGGAAGAGGCGGGAGGGGGGAAGGAGGAAGGGAAAGGAAAGGAAGGGAAAGGAAGGGAAGGGAAAGGAAAGAGGGGAGGACGGAAGGAAGGACGGAAGGAAGGAAGAAGGAGCUGCUGCUGCUGCUGCUGCUGCUGAGGCGGCCGCGCACGGACCGGCGGGACCCGCCUCGGGAGAUCCUGCGCGGCUCCCGCCGGGGCCGCCAGCCAUGCGCACGGCGGGAUGAAGCUGCAGGCGGUGGUGGAGCAGCUGCAGAAGCAGCAGCAGCAGCAGCAGCAGCAACAUCAGCAGCAGCCAGCGGUGCCCAUGGAUUGCCGGGAGCGCCGCCGGGAGCCGCAGGUGCCCUUCCCGACACCGCCGCCCUUCCCCGGGCGCGCCCCGGCGGUGGCACCCGUUGUCCCCCCCGCUGUCCCUCCCGCGGGCAGAGCCCCCGCUGCAGCCGGCCGCGCCUUCGAGCAGAGCAACUCUGAGGAGGAGGAGGAGGAUGAAGAGGAGGAGGAUGAAGAGGAGGAUGAAGAAGACGGCGCUGAGCUGGAGGACGGCACCGCGCUGCCCGGCCGGCAGAGCUGCUCUGCGCUGCCGUGUUUCCGCGCUCCCAAAGGUGCCCACGCCAAGGGCAGGGCGGGGUGCGGUGCCAGCCCCGCGCUGGGCACCCAGCAGGGCAGGGAGGAGCCGGGCACAGACCCCGCCCAGUGCUGCGCGGGCCCCGCGGGGCGCCCCGGCUGGCGCCCGGACGAACAGCUCAAACAGAACGGCGGCGGCAGCUGGAGCGACGAGGGCGACGGCGGCCGGGGCAGGGAGAUCUCCCGAGACUUUGCCAAGCUGUACGAGCUGGACAGCGACCCCGAGAGGAAGGAGUUCCUGGAUGACCUCUUCAUCUUCAUGCAGAAGAGGGGCACUCCCAUCAACAGGAUCCCCAUCAUGGCCAAGCAGAUCCUGGAUCUCUACAUGCUCUACAAGCUGGUGACAGAGAAGGGCGGGCUGGUGGAGAUCAUCAACAAGAAGAUCUGGAGGGAGAUCACCAAAGGCCUGAACCUGCCCACCUCCAUCACCAGUGCUGCCUUCACCCUGCGCACACAGUACAUGAAGUACCUCUACGCCUACGAGUGCGAGAAGAAGUCUCUGAGCUCCCCGGCCGAGCUGCAGGCCGCCAUCGACGGAAACCGGCGCGAGGGCCGGCGGCCCAGCUACAGCUCCUCGCUGUUCAGCUACUCGCCCUCCCCGCCGGGGCCUCCUUCCCUGCUGUCCCCCCCCAAAAUCCGCUUCCCCAUCAUCGGCGUGGCCGCGGGCAGCGCCUCCGGCAGCCCCCGCGUCUCACCGGCCCUCAGGAAAGGUGACGGCGUGCCCCUGACGGUGUCCAUGCCGAGCCGCGUGGCCGUGCCGGUGACACUGGGUGGCCAGCAGGCCACGGUGGCAGCCAGGACAGCCACGCUGGAGCAGCUGAGGGAGAGGCUGGAGGCGGGAGAGCCCCCAGAGAAGAAGGUGCCGCGCAUGACGGAGGAGGAGCAGCGGCUGGUGCAGCAGGCCCUGCAGCGCAACCUGUUCAGCAUGGCCCGGCAGGUCCCCAUGAAGAUCAAAAUCAAUGGGAAAGACAAGGCCGACUCGGCGGCGGCGGCGCUGAACCUGUCCCCGAACGGCAUCGGCAGCAUCAACAUGUCCGUGGAGAUCAACGGCACCACCUACGCUGGGGUGCUGUUUGCCCAGAAGCCCGUGGUGCAGCUCCUGGCCGGCUCGGGCACGCAGAGCUCGUGCAGCAGCAGCUCCAGCAGCAGCUCCAGCAGCUCCCACUGCUCCCCCAGCCCUACCUCAUCGCGGGGCACGCCCGGCGCAGAGCCCUCCACCAGCUGGUCCCUCUGACGGGCACUGCCCAGGAGUGCACACAUACCUCACCUCAAGGAACCUGCUCUCGUGGCUGCACAGCACCUGGAGGAUGAUGAUGAUGAUGGUGGUGGUGGUGGUGGUGGUGAAACCUUUCCAUGCCAGCGAGUUUUCCUUCAUCGUCUCUUUGUCCGGCCUUUUUUUGGCUUUGUUCCCCCUCCUUUCCUUCCUCCCUUUUGCUCUUUGGUUCCUCCCCCUCCUCCUCCUCGCAGGGUGUGUGGUGUUCCCAUGGAGGGGGGGGGCACACCUGGCGUUUCUCAAUCAGGGAUGGCUCUGGGGCCACAGCUCCUGGCCAGGACGUCACCAGGGCAGGGAAAGGGCCAGGACUGGGGCUGGGAACCCUGGUUCUGCUGGGAAACCUGGUUCUGGAGCCUUCUGGAGCCCUGGUUCUGUUGGGAGCCCUGGUUCUGCUGGGAGCCCUGGUUCUCCUGGAGCCCUGGUUCUCCUGGAGCCCUGGUUCUCCUGGAGCCCUGGUUCUGUUGGGAACCCUGGUUCUGCAGGAGCCCUGGUUCUGCUGGGAACCCUGGUUCUGCUGGGAGCCCUGGUUCUGCAGGAGCCCUGGUUCUGCAGGAGCCCUGGUUCUGCAGGAGCCCUGGUUCUGCUGGAGCCCUGGUUCUGCUGGGAACCCUGGUUCUGCUGGAGCCCUGGUUCUCCUGGAGCCCUGGUUCUCCUGGAGCCCUGGUUCUUCUGGAGCCCUGGUUCUCCUGGAGCCCUGGUUCUUCUGGAGCCCUGGUUCUGCUGGGAGCCCUGGUUCUGCUGGAGCCCUGGUUCUCCUGGAGCCCUGGUUCUGUUGGGAACCCUGGUUCUGCUGGAGCCCUGGUUCUGCUGGGAACCCUGGUUCUGCUGGGAACCCUGGUUCUCCUGGAGCCCUGGUUCUCCUGGAGCCCUGGUUCUGCUGGAGCCCUGGUUCUCCUGGAGCCUUGGUUCUGCUGGGAACCCUGGUUCUGCUGGAGCCCUGGUUCUCCUGGAGCCCUGGUUCUGUUGGGAACCCUUGUUCUCCUGGAGCCCUGGUUCUGCUGGGAACCCUGGUUCUGCUGGGAACCCUGGUUCUCCUGGAGCCCUGGUUCUCCUGGAGCCCUGGUUCUCCUGGAGCCCUGGUUCUCCUGGUGGCCCCUGGUUCUCCUGGAACCAGGGGCCACCAGGCCUCUUCCCACCCACAACUCCGUGUUUUGACAAUCCUGAGAGACGGGGGGUGCCCGGCCCUGUCCUCCCGUGGCAAUCUGCUCGUGUCCCUUCCAGCUGUGUCCCCAUGUCCUCAGGGGAGGCUCCUGAGCCUCUCUCCUACUCCUCUCCACGGUUCUGGCUCCAUCAGCUGCUCGGUUCUGGCUGGUGCCACCUCACCCCUCGAGUCCUGAGUGUCCCUGAGGAGUGACACAGGGCCUGGGCGUGUUGGGGUUCCACGUUCCCCCCUCUGUCCCCAUGGCAGAGUCACUCAGGUUGGUGCAGGCUCCCUGGAGCAGCUCUGGGAGCUCUGCAGGGCUGCAGGUGGGGUGGUUAAUGUGGGCACAAACCCCCUGCCGUGGUACCCGAGCAGGGGAGACCUUCUGCUCCCAGGGAGGAGCAGAGCCCAGGGAAUCCAGCCCUUCCUGGCCCUGGGAGCCCUGGCUGGAAGCAGAGCUCCCUGUCAAUCAGCUGCUCAGGUGCUGUCCCCCUGUCCCUCUGGCCUUUCCCCAUGCCCUGCCCUGGUGCCACCCCUGCCAUCCCUCCUGCCCCGGUGACGUCCUUCCCGUGCUGCAGGCCCGAGUCAGGUUUUUUGAGCAGAUGAAAUACCUCAGAUAUGUACUUGUUGGGUUGCUUUUGUUUGUGUUGGGUUGGUUGUUUUUUUUUUAACCUCUUCAGGAAGUAUUGGCAUAUCCUAUCGCUUGGGGGUUUUCAUAGGUGGGUUUGCUGACUUUAUGUUUGCUUUUAUUUCUGUUGGCUUUUAAACGCAUCACCAAAGACAGGGAGCUCAGACAAGGCUGAGCAGAGGAGCAGUGGCUUCCCCACCCUCCGAGAGCCCAUCCCAGGACAUGUGCACGGCAGGACAGCAGGGCAGGGGUGGCCCUGCCCCUUGUUGGACCUGUGCGUUGUCCUCGUUGUCCUCGCUGUCACAGCCCCUGCUGCUUCCUGCCCCGUGCCGCGCUGUCCUGCCCCCGCAGCCCCCAGGGCUCUCUGGGAUCGGGAGGUGGGGAUGUCCUGGCAGGGAGGGAGGGAUGCUGCUCCGCGUGUCUCCAGCUGCCCUCCCUGUGGGCGGGGGAAGCCGGCCUGACCCGCAGGCUCCUUCCAUCCUCACAGACUCCCAGAGGAUUUUCCAGCCUCUGGGACUCAAUCAGAUUAUUUCCCCCCCCCCCCCCUUUUUUUUGGGGUUUUCUUUUGGUUGUUUUAUUUUAUUCUUGGGUGGGCUUGGGCUGUUUCCUCUGAGUGGGACUGGGGCACUUUCUGCUUUUCCCUCUGCUCUGCUCCCUGGCCCCGGGGAGCAGAGGCUGCUCCGGGGUGGGGCUGCUUUGUCUCACUUGCUAACGUUGUGUUUUCUUGCACAGAAAGGCACUCGAAUCACUGAACUGCUUGGACACUACUAGAGUAUUAAUGUUUAUAAGCUUUACUCAACCUAGACUGGAACUAGCCAGGGACUAACAGAUUGUUUUGUAUCCAAUUCAGGGAAAGAAUCAGGUCGGGAAGCGUAACAGAUACCUCAGUUAAAUAAGCUGCAACAAUAAACCGGUCCUUUUCCCAGCCCGGGGUGACAAGGACCGUCCAGACUGUGAAGAGUUAACCCUUUCCCUCAGCCUGGCUUUGGCCCUGGCAGCCUGAGCUGCGGGUCUCCUGCUGAGCUGCCAGGCUUUGGGUGUAGGGGGUGCUGGAAACCAGCAGCAGAGCGGGGAAGGCCGAGCGGGGGCUGCCCCAGCCCCGUGUCGUACUCAGGGUUUGAUGCUGCCGGCAGGACGUUCCCGAGGGCAGCGCUCCGUCCUCCCCCAGCUCCUCACACCAGCCAAAAAGCCCCGGGCAGCCCCCAGCUUGCUCCCCCGGCGCUUCCCGGGGGGCAGAGCCAGCCGAGCCUGCUCCCGGGGCUGCGGGGAGGGCAGCAGGGUGGGUGGGGUGAGGGGAGGCUGCGUGUGCCUGCUCCUUCCCAGGGGACUGCGGUCAGAUGUUCUCUCCAAACAGCUGCAGCAGCCUUGCUAACUAGUUUUCUUACCUAUUUAAAAGAGAAAAAAAAAAAAAAUAAAAUAAGUAAAUAAAAACAAAUGUGAUAGCCUAGGCGGUUGAUAAAUACCUCAACGUCUCCUUCCAACAAGUGUCUGUAUAUGUUGUUGUUGGGUUUUUUCUAUCUUACAGGUUAUCUGAAUGUUUAUAUUCCAAUAAACUUCUACCUCUUCA